This is a messenger RNA of Halichondria panicea, 651 nucleotides long. RefSeq lists its product as uncharacterized. The transcript has a single exon. The record is from RefSeq and is a predicted model, not a curated record. The coding region runs from base 1 to 651 and encodes 216 amino acids. Lineage: Eukaryota; Metazoa; Porifera; Demospongiae; Suberitida; Halichondriidae.
AUGGAAGAACACAAUUCCACAAAUGAGUGCACUGGUGGACUCCGAGAGAGGUCUCACAGCUGCCCUACAUUGAAUGAAGAAGAUGACUCGGCUAGUAGAGUACACUUUGCCAGUCAUCUAAAGCGACGGAGAAACCUGAAACCAGGCGACCAUAUCUACGUGUACCGAGUCCUCCAUUUAUACCAGCACCACGGUAUCUACACAGGGGAGGAGGAAGAAGGAGAGGUCAUUCACGUCAGUGGACAAAGAUUCAGCAAAACUUUGGCUACUGUCACCUCCAGCAGUUUAUCAGAGUUCCUUAAUGGUGGACUGCUACAUCUGGUCUCCUAUAACGAUCCACACACAAAACUCAAAAUACGAGGAACUUGUCACACGAGUUGCAGCAGACCAGCUGAAGAUGUGGUGAGCACAGCAAAGGAAUUCUUAAAUAAUUCCGGGAGCUGGGGCAAAUAUAAUUUAGCGUAUCGGAACUGUGAAACGUUUGCUUACUACUGCAAGACAGGGGCAGAAUCUUUGAUCGUUAACUCCAGCAUCAACGAUAAUGAUCUUCGGGAAUUCGUGAUAAGUAACAGAGUUCAAAGUACGGGACCAUUGGCCAGACGUAUACUACCUCGUCGGGACAGUUCAAACGAUGACAAAGAAGAUAAAUGA